Molecule: messenger RNA, 837 nt
Organism: Calliphora vicina (urban bluebottle blowfly)
Lineage: Eukaryota; Metazoa; Arthropoda; Insecta; Diptera; Calliphoridae
Product: enhancer of split m8 protein-like
Exons: 1
Coding region: 72-611 (179 amino acids)
Biological process (GO): anterior/posterior pattern specification; regulation of transcription by RNA polymerase II; regulation of neurogenesis
Cellular component (GO): nucleus
Molecular function (GO): DNA-binding transcription factor activity, RNA polymerase II-specific; RNA polymerase II cis-regulatory region sequence-specific DNA binding; protein dimerization activity
Source: RefSeq, a predicted model, not a curated record
AAGAGUAAACAUCUCUUCAGUUUACAUUUCUACAAGGAAUCUAAAAAAAGAAAACAACACACACAAACAACAUGUCCAACAUGGAAUACGCAACAAAAACUGAAAUCUACCAAAAAAUCAAGAAACCUUUAUUGGAACGUCAGCGACGUGCUCGCAUCAACAAGUGCCUGGAUGGCCUUAAGCAAUUAAUGGUCGAUUUGAAUGGCAAUAGAAAAAUUUUACGCAUGGAUAAGGCUGAGAUGUUGGAAACCACCAUUGUCUACCUUAGACAACAUGUCAAACAACAAAAACAGCAAACCCCACAAAUUCCCAUGGAUUCAUUCCGCAACGGUUACAUGAAUGCUGUUAAUGAGGUGUCACGUGUUUUGGCUUCUACUCCUGGCAUGACUGUUGAAAUGGGCAAAUCUGUUAUGACACAUUUGGGUCGUUCUUACAAUAGAUUACAGCAAGAACAUGAACAAAGAGAGCUGCAGCAACAACAACACCAAAUGCAACCCUUGACUAUUGACUGUCCUUUGAGUCCCGCUUCCUCUGGUUAUCACAGUGAUGAUAAUGAUUCACCAGCAGUAUCCCCAGCAAUUUCUCCUAAACCUGUCUGGAGACCUUGGUAAAUAAUCAAGAACCAAACAAAAAACUGCUUAAGAAUAUUUCAAACCGAAAAUUCUACUCAACUACUGUGAUCUUCUUCAUCAAGAAAUAAUAAACAAAACCCUCAACUGUGAUAAUCGCCAACUGUGAUACAAACAAAACAAAAAAAAACCCUAGAAUUAAAUAACCAAAACGUACAAAAUAUAAAAAUAUUACAAAACAAAUAAAUAAUUAUAUUACAAAAACAAA